Messenger RNA from Exaiptasia diaphana, 2205 nucleotides. Its product is annotated as lysocardiolipin acyltransferase 1-like. The record is from RefSeq and is a predicted model, not a curated record. The transcript is spliced from 4 exons. Lineage: Eukaryota; Metazoa; Cnidaria; Anthozoa; Actiniaria; Aiptasiidae. Gene Ontology annotation, molecular function: acyltransferase activity. Gene Ontology annotation, cellular component: endomembrane system. The coding region runs from base 200 to 1324 and encodes 374 amino acids.
CGUGGAUCUAUUGCAAUUCUAGUAUUUUGCAAGAACAAUUAUUGAUUCAAUUGUCUAGAAUUGUACCGUGUACAUGGUUGUGUUGAAGCAUUUCUUGGCUUUAGAAGAAGCAGAAACUGUCGUGAUUCGGUUCACAUCGUUUAUUUCAACCGAAAAGUACACAUAGCAGUUGUCAACCUUACUGGUUUAUUGCUCAGAAAUGCUUAGAAACCCGCUUGGAGGGAUGCUCUUCUUAUUAAUAUUAUAUUUGAGCUCUUUUCUCGGAAUUAUUUUCAUUCUUGGACCGUCGCUGCCGUUAAUGUUGAUCAAGCCAAAGUGGUAUCGAUGGUUCAGUGACAAAGCAAUAGCUCUGUGGCUGAUCGUUGCUCCGGGAUUGCUCGAACUUGCCCAUGGUGUAAAAGUUGUGAUAUCGGGUGAUAAACCAAUUCGCAAUGAUGUGGCAUUAAUUGUAAUGAAUCAUCGAUGCUACUUUGAYUGGAUGUUUUAUUGGAGCGUAUUAGUGCGUUAUGGAAAGUUGUGCUAUCUCAGAGUGGUGAUGAAAGACAUCCUGAAGUAUAUUCCUGGUAUUGGUUGGGGGAUGCAAGGUGCAAUGUACCUCUUCUUGAAAAGGCGUUGGGAACAAGACGAAGAAUACUUAAAUAACGUGUUGGACUACUUCAAAGACAUGAACUAUCCUAUACAACUCAUGAUUUUUCCUGAAGGGACAAAUUUAGACAAUUAUAGCCAACCACGAAGUGACAGUUAUGCUCGUAAAAAUAAUCUCCCACUUUACAAACACGUUCUCCAUCCUCGUGUGCGUGGAUUUGUCCACUGUAUUGAGAAGUUGCGCAAAGCAACACGAAGAAUUGAUGCCGUUUAUGAUGUUACCAUUGGCUAUGACCAAGAUUAUUGCUAUCGAGAAGUGGACAUUGCUAAAGGGAACUUUCCCAAAGAAAUCCACUUUGAGAUAAAGCGUUAUCAUAUCAAUGAAAUGCCUACUGAUUAUUCUGAACUGGAACAAUGGCUAUGCCAAAGAUGGGCAGAAAAAGAAGAACGAUUAGCUAGGUUUUACAAAAAUGAUGAAGUUGGUUUCUGCGCGCCUGGAGACGAACUUGUCCAAGAUUCAACCGAUAAGCAGGAGUCAACAGUGAAAAAACAGAUGAUUUUUUCAGUAAUUUUCUUUAUUUUUGUUAUAAUUGCUUGUUUUUAUAUUUUGUAUAGAUUUGUGUAUGCUAGAUGGUAUAUGGUUGUGUUGAUAUGUAUGUAUGUCAUUCAGUGUUUCAUAGGUUUUGGUAUGGACAGAGUUCAACUAUGGAUUCACAAUCGCUUUGACAAAGAUAUUUAGUAAUGUCUGAAAGGAUGUUUCAUCUAAAAAGCGAUUAGAAAACAGAAUGGAAGUUUAGGUUUAUAGUUAUGCGAAAAAAUAGCUACUGCCGAUUAUAUUUUAGCCUUUGGGCUGUUCGCUGUUGUUUGGUUUUUGGUAACUCUGCUGCGCGUACGUGAUUGUCAUACAGUCAGACGUUUUGCAACGCUUAACAUUAAUGUUAUCUAGACUUGAAUUCCGUAGUAGUAAUUAACAAUAUUGCAAAAGGUGGUUUUCCUAAACCCGCAAAAUAAAUUUUAUUAAGAAUGCAAUAAUUAGUCUACAUAAUGCUAAUUAACAAAUAUCGCAGGCUCUCGAGUCAGUCCUCUUAUUCACAAUGAUGUUGACAUAAUUCUCAAAACUCAAGUGGCUUUACUGCAAGGUCUUGAGCAUUUUAUAACGUCAAUAGUGUGUGAAUAAGAGGUCAUCAAUCGUAUAAACCACGAGAAUUUUUUAAGCGCAUUUUUAUUUAAAAAAAAAAUGCAGGAGACGUGGUGGUGUCAGCAUAGUUUGUAUGUCUGUUAUUGACGCACUAAUCAGCCAAUUAGCGUGCGAGAAUUCACACAAGUGUGGCAAAAAGAUGGGCUCCUGACACUGUCAUUUUUCUCGGUUACCAAGAAGUAAUCUUCUGAAAAUGUCUUUCGUUCCAGAAAUAAUGAAAGAAACGAGUGACAGAAGAUUACCCCAAAUACAACAGUAGUUAAGCUUAUGAUGUAUGUAUUCUUUUUCGCGCGUUAGAGUGAUUUCCGCCAUGGAACAGCUUUCAAUCAUUAAAAUGUAUAGUAAAAAUAAAAUAUUGAUUUUCCAAAGCAGACGAAAAUCGCUCUAUUUUGAAUCAGAAAAAUAAAAUGCACUAAAGUCCA